CCCGGCAGAGCGGCUGCGGUGCUGGCAGGAGCCGGCUGGCCUGCCCGCAGCUCUGCCCCUGCCCGGUUAUAUGGGCAGCCGCGGAGGUGGGGCUGAGCUCUUCCCCCUUCGUCAGCAGCAUCCCAUGGUACGGGACAGCGAGCGCUCGGGGAGCGCGAGUAACGGGAUCGGCUUCACGUCUCGCCGCGACGAGAUGGGCAGGAAGCUGGACCUCUCCAAGCUCACCGAUGAAGAAGCCAAGCAUGUUUGGGAAGUCGUUCAACGGGACUUUGAUCUGCGGAAAAAAGAGGAGGAACGGCUGGAGGAGCUGAAAUGCAAGAUCGACCAGGAGAGUAGCAAGAGAGAGUUCCUGACCAAUCAGUCCCACCUCAACGAAACUCACUGUGUGCACUGCCUGCAGCCCUUCAAGUUCCUGCUGAACAGCAAACGGCAGUGCCUGGACUGCCACUUCUACACCUGCAAGAACUGCAGCCGCUACAACAAGAAGGAGCAGGGCUGGGUCUGUGAUCCCUGCCGCCUCUCCAGGAUCGUGAAGAUCGGCUCCCUGGAGUGGUACUACGAACACGUGCGGUCCCGCUUCAAGAGGUUUGGAAGUGCCAAAGUGCUGCAGUCCCUCUAUGGCAGGCUGCAGCCAGGCCAGGGGCUCAACUCUGCCUUUCUGGGUCUUCAGGACAGAGUUUAUAGCCUGCCAGACAUCAACAGAGAGUGCCAGCUUCUCACCAGCUGUGACGCCGGGGAUGACAGCGAUGAGGAAGACAAUGUCCUUCGUGGAGCUGAAGCAGAGUGCUACAGCAGGAUGUGCAAGACAAAGCGGCUGCUGUCUGUGCACCCCUUUGAUUUCGAACUGGACUCGGAUUACUCUGCUCAGUCUCGGCGCCAGUCUGUGCAGCUCUCUCCAGCAGCCAGCAGCCCAGAUGCUUUCCAGUCCUUCCCAGAUUUCCCCAACUCAGCUGAAGAUGGCUCCCAGGAGUCCAGGAUCACGGAUGCAGACCUGGUGUUCCACCAUGUCCUGCAGGAGCCGGGGGUGAGCGCUCCGGAGCAGCACUUCAGCACCGAGGUUCGGCUCACCGUCAACGCACGGAGGAGGAGCCUGGAGAGAAACCCAAAGCCUGGCAUCCCCUGGAAUGAGCCGCCCCGGGCCCGGUACUCGGCCGACAUGGACACGUCCGAUGAGGACGUGAGGGGAGCCCAGCUCCCAGCCCACCACUCCAAACGCCGGAACAGAGCCUCCUCCCAGGAGAACAUCAGCCACUCCUCCAACCAGAUCCAUGAACUCAACACUCGCAUGUCCGCAAUCGAGCGCGUGCUGAACCGCUUGGAGGAAAAAAUCCUGACACGGCCUGACGAGUCUGCGGCCCCAGAGUCCCACACUGAUCCCGAUGCUGAGGAGGAGGAGUUGAAGAGGAAGCUGGAGGAGUUAGCCAGCAACAUCAGUGAUAAAGAAGUCUCUUCUGACGAGGAGGAGCGUGAAGAAGAGAAGAGAGCAAAGAAACCAGAGAUUAAUUCCUCCAGCAACACUGUGGCCAGGGAUGUUAGAAAGAGGUCGUCGGCUCAGGCUUUGAGUGAGAUCACGGCCAAAGUGCUGAGAGCCAUAAACGCCACGGAGGCAGCGGUGUGGGAGUCGGUGCAUGGACAGAGCCAGGGCUGUGCCCUCCCUGCAGGGCAGCUUCCAGGCCUGCCAGAUGGGAGAGAGGUGGCCGAAGUGUACCGGGAGCUUGAGGAAAAUGUGUACCUGACUGCUGGAAAGACCUACCAGCUUGAGAAGACCCUGAAGGAGCUUGAGGAAGGGGCUCAGCACAGCGGCACUACUGACUCGGAGCUGUCAGAGCUGGAGGACAAAGUGGCCUCAGCAGCUGCUCAGGUGCAGCAGGCAGAGAGUGAGAUAUCGGAUAUCGAAUCCCGGAUUGCAGCUCUGUCUGCUGCAGGGCUGACAGUGAAGUCUGUGGAAAAGGCAAAGAAGAAGUCGAGUGUGCAGGCUGCCUGUCUCCAUUCUCCUGGUCCUGCCAGCAGCAGUCCCGGGGAGUCUUUGGAUGACAUUAAAGCAAUGCCCGGACUGCAGAGGUUCAGGAGGAAGUUCAACAGUCCCCUGGAAAUCACCAGUUUUGACGACUCCUUUGACCGUAACUCGGUGUACCGCGGCUCGCUGACGCAGAGGAACCCCAACGGCAAGAGCAGGAGGGUGGAGCGGCUCUUCGCGAAGCCUGUGAUGACCCACCUGUCCUGAGGAGAGGGGACCUUCCUGCUACAGCAUUUCAGUGAAGACACCAGACCUCAGCAAAGCAAAGCCUCGGACAGCCUUCCCUGCA
Lonchura striata (white-rumped munia) is the source of this 2306-nucleotide messenger RNA. The record is from RefSeq and is a predicted model, not a curated record. Lineage: Eukaryota; Metazoa; Chordata; Aves; Passeriformes; Estrildidae.